Molecule: messenger RNA, 1383 nt
Organism: Harmonia axyridis
Lineage: Eukaryota; Metazoa; Arthropoda; Insecta; Coleoptera; Coccinellidae
Product: elongation of very long chain fatty acids protein 6-like
Exons: 1
Coding region: 77-892 (271 amino acids)
Biological process (GO): fatty acid elongation, polyunsaturated fatty acid; fatty acid elongation, saturated fatty acid; sphingolipid biosynthetic process
Cellular component (GO): endoplasmic reticulum membrane
Molecular function (GO): fatty acid elongase activity
Source: RefSeq, a predicted model, not a curated record
UUCGCUAGUUCGUGGUUAGACGUGCCAGUGUAAAGAUUGAUAGAUUUUAAUUCUUCGCGGUUGUGAAUUCAACAUAAUGAAGAAUUAUUCAGUAACUACACCAAAUUACUCUCAUGUAUUCAAUUUCGAAUCAGAAUUCAAUGCUCAAAAAACCAGAAUAUGGAUGAUCAACAACUGGACCAAUGCAUAUUAUUACAUUGGAAUUUACUUGAUUUUAAUCUUUGGUGGGCAGUAUCUUAUGCAGAAUCGUCCAAGAUUCGAGUUACGUAGGGUACUAGUUGUUUGGAAUACUUUACUUGCUGCCUUCAGUAUACUUGGAGCAUGUAGAACCUUUCCAGAAUUGAUUCACAUAAUCACAAAUCAUGGAUUAUAUCAUUCUGUAUGUAUUCCUUCCUUCAUUGAAAUCGAUAAAGUGAGUGGUUUCUGGUCAUAUAUGUUUACACUCAGUAAACUUGCAGAAUUUGGAGAUACGGUUUUUAUUGUGCUCCGAAAACAGCCACUUAUAUUUUUACAUUGGUACCACCACAUAACUGUUCUCCUAUAUAGUUGGUUCAGCUUUACAGAAUUCACAUCCAGUGGCAGAUGGUUCGUUGUUAUGAAUUUUUGCGUUCAUUCCAUCAUGUAUUCAUACUAUGCACUUCGAGCUAUAGGAUACAAACCUCCUCGUCAAAUAUCUAUGGUUAUAACAGCUUUACAACUUAUUCAAAUGGUAAUUGGCUGUUUAGUUAACAUUUGGGCUCAUCAGUUACUCCAAAAAAGAACAGAAUGUAAUAUAACUUCUUUGAAUAUCAAACUUUCUACAACAAUGUAUUUUAGUAUGUUCAUUCUAUUUGCUAAAUUUUUCUUUCAAUCUUAUUUGUCCAGUGAAAGAGAGCGUAAAAAGCUCAAGUAGAAUGAUUAUCUUUGUUAAAAUCUAACGUAUUGAAUUUUUAUACAUAGGUAUGUUUCAUUGAAAAAUAGUGAUAAUUCUUGAGAGUAUUUCCAUAAGAGAUAUGAAACAAUGAUUCACCAAUUUUAUCAUAUAAGUGAAAGUUUUUUCGAUCAUUUCCAUAUUCAUUGGAUGAAUUGAAUAGACAUGCAUUGUUGAGCAUAUAUUUUUGUGGGGAAUUAUCUUCGAUCGGAAUUUUGUGUCAGUUAGAGAUCUUUAUAUUAUUACCUUUAUUGUUAUAAUUGAUAAGCUUCAAAUUUAUUUCGUGAAAUUAUGUACGUAUCUUGUUGAUUAUUCAGGGGUUCAUUUAUAUUCAUCUUGUUAUAAUCAGAAUAUCUACUUACAUCAACAUUCUAUUCUUCUACUGUGAUAAGUUAUUUUUAUUGUGAACAUCAAAUGUUAAAAUUUAUUGUGAACAUCAAAUGCUAAAAGUUGAAAUAAAUCAUUGUUUUAAU